AAAAAAAAAAAAAAAAAAAAAAAAAAAAAAAAGGGGCCUCUCUGGAUCUCAGAGGCCACAGUAAAGGAGGGGUGAGAUGAGCCUCAGCUAACAGCCCUUCCGGCCCCGAUCCCAGGGACAGGGAAGACAGUGAGUUCCUUUCCAUGGCAGGGACGACAGGCUGGAGUCCAGGGCCCGUGUCUGCAGAGGCAAAUGCCGGAAUCAAAGCAGGCUGGGAGUGUGGGCUCCGCUCCUGCAGGGACUGGCAUCUCUCAGCUGCCUGGGCAGCAAUCAGGGUAGGGAUGGAGGGCAGGAGGGAGGGAGGCACCGUACCCACCAGGCCCCCACCGUACAUCCAGCCACAACCGGGAGAACCAGCCCUGGGCUGAGGAUGGUCCGUCUGGGGGUGAUCUCAUUUACCUGGACGACAGUUCCAGGAAGCGGGGAGGGUCCGGGAAGAGGUGCCCCAUUAUGUGGAUGGGGACACUGAGGCUCCUAGGAGCAGUGACUCAGCCUCCUGUUUGGAGCCUGGCAUGUCAGGGGUGGGGUAGGGCAUGGGAGGGGAGACAGCUAUGCUGGGAAAGAGGCCAGAGCCCCACUCCCUGCCCAAACCCAGGCUCUUAGGCAGGGCCCUCUCUCCCUGCAGACUCUGGGUGUCCACUUUUAGUGACGGGGUGAGUGAGGAGGGGUCAGAGUGUGGGGCUGGGAGAGGCAGCCCCGGACUUCACUCUUCUGCGGGGGAAGAAGCCCCUGCCCACAAAGCGAGCGGGUGGGUGGUCAGGAGGCCACAAUGGGGGAGCAGCCAGGUGUCCCGGGAGCUGCACCAGGAGAGCAGUGGCUGCGGUGCCGGGGCUGGAGGCCCACAGGGCAGCGUGCUGGGCCCAGAGAGGGAAAGUUCUGCCCUUUCCAGGAGCGCUCAGCCCAGGCCUGGGCAGGUGGGGGCCGCAGGGAGGAGUGCCUGGUGGGGGAGGCCUGGGGUCCCCUUGGGGAUGGUAUGGCUUUGUCCAGGCACACCACGCUGACCCGGCCUGCUGGGGCAUGUGCCUGCGGCUGGACUGGGGGCCCAGCUGUGGGCCUCUCCAAGGGACUCACAAUUCAUGUACACCCACCCACCUGCCGCACAAGAUGUUUCAGUGAGCCGGUCUGUACCUCCCCUGGGUGCCGUCUCACCCACACUCGUACGAUGCACACACACACCUGAUGCCCAGGCUCGGGCCGGCCACGGGUGGUCAGCCCCUGUGACCCUCCCUCCACCUCGCCCACACUCUGGAAGGGUGACCUGACGGUGCUUUCUGCGGGGAAAUGAUACGGCAGUAACACUGUCCACGGCACUGCGUCGCUCUGUGCCUGGGUCUGCACUGGGCCCGGGGGAAGCAAGAGACCCAGGCCCUGGUUCCGAGGGACCCUGAGGGACCCCAAGGGACCCCAGUCUAGGAGUGGUAAGCCGGGCACAAUGGCAGGCCUGACAAUCCUCCCUCAGCCCUUAUGCCGUGUGUUCUCCUGUGCCACCCAGGCUUUGGGGGGCUGAGGGGAACAGAGGGACCAGAGCCAGGACAGUUCAGUCCCCAGGCAGAGUCCAGACUGUCACCCAGCUUAACCCAGCCACAGGCUCCCCUGAGGGCCCCUGGUUGUGCAGACCAUUGUGAGGGGCUGCGAGAGGCCCUGCCUUGGAAGGGGGAGAUCCAACACAGCAGGGGAGGGCCGCCUAAGGUGGGUAAGGCACUCACAGACUCACCCAGAUCCUGGGACCAGGCACGGGGCCGCAGCCUGCCUGGGGGUCAUUUGUUCACUCCCAGAGAGCCCGUCCCCUCCCUGCAGGCCCCCUACCCCCCAUUAUGGCCUGAACACUCAGUGUUGGGGACGUCUCUACCUCCUCCAGACAUUCUGCCCUGAGGGCCUCUCUGUCUCGUUCUUUGCAUCUGAGUGUCCACACAGUGUGUGGCACAUAGUAGGUGCUUUAUAAAUACCUGAAGCUAAAUGCAGUGAGAGCCACCAGUCUGUGACAGCUGCUUUAUUUAUUUCACCUCUCUGUGCCUGUGAAGUGGUGCUGCCAUUCCCAUUUGCCAGAGAAGGAAACUGAGGCUCAGAGGGGAGGAACGACUUGCCUAGUAUCUGGCCCCUGCUGGCCCGACUCCAGCCUGCUCUGUCCUGGCUCAUCUGGCUCCUCUCUUUCUUCAUCCUGCCCUGAAGCCUGUGACUGUGGCUGCCAUCAGUGGCUGGGGGCUUUGAAGCGGCCUCCCCUCUCCCCUCAGGCUCCCUGGAGUCUCCUUCCCCUCCCCUCCCUCCCCCAGCUGCCUCUUGGUCCCCAGCCUGGCUGGACACCAGAAUCCCCUGGGAGCGUGUAAAACCUCCCCACCAUCAGGCUUGUCCUGGGCGAGGCUGAUGAAGUGGGUCAGAGCAGGGCCCGGCAAUCUCUAUGGGGAUUCUCGUGUUCAGUCAGAUUUGGGAAUCACUGCAAGCUGAGGUGUGGCAUUGGCCAAUAAUAUUUCCUGGCCAGUUCAGGUAUGUGAUGAUGAUACCUGGGAUGGAGCUGGGCCAAGGAGAGAGGAAAGAGGCCUGAGUGGAGGAAGGAACCCACUGCCUGGAGGGGUUGGUGGGAGUCGGUGCUCUGUGCUGACCGGGUCUGGUGAUUCUGGCUCUUGGCAACCUUGGGGCAGGUGUGUCUCACUGGCACGGAGGAAAUGCCAGCUGCAUCCUGAGGGCCAAGCGUCCCAGGUUUCCUGCUGCACUGUGCUGUCUUCCUGGCCUUAGUUUACUCUCCAGGGUCAAAUGAUAAGUUCCAAGACCCCAGUCAGUGGGGAGCUGAGGCUUGAACCCCUGUCUGUCUGCUCGCCCAGCCCCAGUCCUUUCCACCAUCCUGAACCACUCUGUUUUUGCCCCUCCAACAUACAUCACUGUCUUGAAUCAACCCUGUGAGGUGAGGAGGAGAGAGGGAGAACCAGAGAAAGCCAGAGAGAGAGGGUGAUUUGCCCAAAGGCACUGGGUUUAAGCUGCAGAGCCGGGACUUGAUCCCAGAGAUGGGCUGUCUUCAACUCUCCCGCAAUGCCUGGCAAGCAUGUGCAUUAUCAUCUGCCUCCCCGAGGUGCCUGGAAUGAGCUCUGCCCAUGCUGGGCAUGAGACCACGUGGUCCAGAGACCACGUCAGCAUCUCUCUCCUCCCUGCCACACCCCAAAUGCUGGACACCUGGUGGGUGGUCGGUCUGUGGUGUUGAUUGAGUGAUCUGAUGGGUUGGUUGGCAACUUCCGGCAGCUUCUCAGCUCAUGCAGAUCCCCGACCUCCAGGGCUGGCCCUGUGUGUAAUCCCACCCCCGACUCCUCCAGGAAUGGGGGCAGGGGCGGCGAUCUGGUGAGAAGGGAGGUGGGGGGUUGGGGGUGGUGCAGAGAAGGAGGAGCUCCCAGAGACCACCGGGAGAGUCAGUGUGGACUUCGGUCAGGGUGCUGGACCUGGGUCUAGUCUCUGCUCCUCUGCUGCUGCUGCUUCUUCUUCUUUUUUUAAAAAAAAUUUUUUGGCUGUGCCAUGCAGCAUGUGAAAUCUUAAUUCCCCAACCAGGGAUUGAACCUGCACCCCCUGCGCUGGAAGCGUGGAGUCUUAACCACUGGACCGCCAAGGAAGCCCGUCUGCUCCUCUGCUUCUGUCCUGUUUAACAUGGGACAAGUCUUUUGUGCUCUCUGGUUGGGGCUUGGUGGUCUUUGCUGAUCUUGAAGGCCACCUCCAGUUCCGAAGGUGAUGAAUCUGUGAUUGGACCUGAACUCCAGGCCCAUCCUGAAGUCUGGGAUGGUGGGGGUUUUGUCUAAGAUUCCAGGGUCCCUUUUGCCUAUUUUGGGGGUUAGGGGAGGGAAUAGCAAGUUCUCUCUCCCAGGCCUGGCCCUGAAGGCAUAGGCUGGGUACCAGCUCUGCUCACCCCUCUGGGCCCUGUGCCUCCAAGAUGAGGGACAUCAUGUGGCAGAAACAAAGCCCUGGUUAUGCUGAGACAGAAUUUCCUGCCCCAAGGUUCAAGGUGGUAUUGUCCAGCAGGACUCGGGCUCAGGCAAGCUCUCUUCCGCCUCCUCUCACCUCCACAGAGGCACUGCAGAGCAAAGACAGUGGCCAGCUCUGUCGGUCACCCCCCCCAGGGCACCCCAAGGAGGCCUCUUUGCUGGGCUUCAGACCCCCCAGUCCUGCCUUCAGCCCUCAGGCCAAUAUCAUGCCCAGCAUGGGCAGAGCUCAUUCCAGGCACCUCGGGGAGGCAGAUGAUAAUGGACAUGCUUGCCAGGCAUUGCGGGAGAGUUGAAGACAGCCCAUCUCUGGGAUCAAGUCCCGGCUCUGCAGCUUAAACCCAGUGCCUUUGGGCAAAUCACCCUCUCUCUCUGGCUUUCUCUGGUUCUCCCUCUCUCCUCCUCACCUCACAGGGUUGAUUCAAGACAGUGAUGUAUGUUGGAGGGGCAAAAACAGAGUGGUUCAGGAUGGUGGAAAGGACUGGGGCUGGGCGAGCAGACAUACAGGGGUUCAAGCCUCAGCUCCCCACUGACUGGGGUCUUGGUAAACUCACUUACCCUUCCAGCCCCCUCACUGGUGAACUGGUGGCAGGAAUAAGGCCCCUCACAGGACUGUGUGGCAAGUGUAGGGCACUCCAUGCAUACCUGAGCGUGGCUGGUGACCAGAGAGCCACCUUCCCCCGUCUCCUCGACUGAACGAAUAAAGUUGCCAAGUCCAGCCUGGAAGCUGUGCUCCAGAGAAAAACUGUUGAGAUCUAAGCCCUGGAGACAGUGUGGGGUCUUGGAGUCUUGCAGCGGGGUUCGGGGUCACAGGUAGUACCGGCAGCAGGAUGGGGAUUCCCUCCCACCACGGUUUACGGUGGGUGCCUGUGAUUAGGUGAAGCAAUGCGCUGGGCGGGGGAGCUGCUCAAAGGGUGGGAGUGUGGGAGAGCAGAGGAGAGGGCAGACAUGUGGGAGGGAGGUGCCAGAGCAUAGAGGUGGGCGAGGAGGGGCGGGUGAGGGGUAGCUGGGCUGGAAAGGAAGGAAGGGGAGGCUGGGGGUCACGGCUGGCCACUGGGGAGGGGCCAGCAGGGUCCCUCACGCAUGUUCCUUUUUGGCUGGUGGUGUGCCCUCCCCUUUUACAGAUGAGAAAACUGAGGUCCAGAGGCUCAUAGACUAAAGGACUACCUAUGCCAUGCAGCUUGUACGGAGCAGAGCAGGGACUCGAGCUGCUACCUGCUCGUUUCAUGGUACACACCACUUCUGGAGGUCCUGGGGGCUCAAAGGCAGCCUCUGAAACUGGGAUAAGAGUCAUAGAAUUUUUAGAACUGGAAAGGACUCUGAGAUUGUCCAGUUCAGACUUGUCACUUUACUGAGGGCAAACAGAGGCCCAGAGAAGGUAGAUGGCUGGUGGGGGGCACAGGUCACACAGCGAGCAGAGCAGAGCGGAACCAUGAACCCAGCUCUCCUGUCCACAGCCAGCCACGUAGGGUGCCCACAGCUGCAUCCCGAGACAGCCCCUGGACAGCACCGCUGAGGCCAUUCAUCCAAGGCUGUCACCGUGGGGCAGGGAGUCCUGCCAUGGGCUGACUCACUGCCCAGGGAUGCAGUUACUACAAAUUUGCCUGUGCCAGGCACUGCUGGCCCCUCAGGCUCCAGGAACUAACUCCAGCUAGAUUCCCAUUGCCUAGCAUGAGUCACCACCAACUUGAGUUGGUAUGUUUGCUCUCGGCUCCACACCCACAAAAGCUGGGUGGGAACUCAGAGAGGCACACAGUGAAGUGAGUUGACCCCAGGCUGAAUAAUCUGGAGAGGGGAGCUGGAUGGGAUCUGGAGUGAUGAAAUCCGGAGGGGGGCCCGGAGUCAGCAGCUGGGAGGGUCCCUCCUUCCUCACGUGCAUAUAGACAUUCCUGGGGUUUGAGGACGCCUCAGCAUCCUCCCAGCCUCCCCGAGCACCUUUCUCUUCUCUCUUCUCACCAUGAUCACCUGCAGGCACCACCAGUUCACCUCCUCCAGCUCCAUCAAGGGCUCCUGUGGCAUCGGCGGUGGUUCCAGCCGCGGGUCUUCCGUCCUGGCCGGAGGCUCCUGCCGGGCCCCCAGCGCAACGGGGGGCCUGUCUGUCUCCUCCUCCCGCUACUCCUCCGGGGGUGUCUGCGGGCUGGGGGGCGGCUAUGGCGGCAACUACAGCAGCAGCAGCUGCUUUGGUGGGGCCCUGGGUAGCAUCUUCGUUGGAGGAUAUGGUGGUGGCCUUGGCGUCUGCCUCAGUGGUGGCAAUGGCGGCUUCCUCUCUGGCAACGAGAAGCUCACCAUGCAGAACCUCAACGACCGCCUGGCCUCCUACCUGGAGAAGCGCGCCCUGGAGGAGGCCAACACGGAGAUGGGGGUGAAGAUCCGCGACUGGUACCAGAAUCAGAGGUCCAGGCCUGCCCGCGACUACAGCCCCUACUUCAAGACCAUCGAGGACCUGCGGACUCUCAACCACUGUGCCACCAGGGAAGCCCCACAGCCUCUUCUGCAGAUUGACAACGCCAGGCUGGUAGCCAAUGACUUCAGGACCAAGUAUGAGAACGAGCUGGCCCUGCGCGUGAGCAUGGAGGCCGACAUCCACGGCCUGCGCAGGUUGCUGGACGAGCUGACCCUGGUAAGGACUGACCUGGAGAUGCAGCUAGAGGGCCUGAAGGAGGAGCUGGCCUACCUCUGGAAGAACUACGAGGAGAUGCUUACCCUGCAGAGUCAGACCAGCGGGGACAUCAGCGUGGAGGUGGACGCUGCCCCCAGCGUGGACCUGAGCCACAUCCUGAAUGAGCUGCGCGACCAGUAUGAACAGAUAGCAGACAAGAACCGCAGAGAUGCCGAGGCCUGGUUCCUGAGCAAGAAAGAGGAGCUGAACAAAGAAGUGGCCUCUAAUAGAGAGCUGAUGCAGAACAGCCGUAAUGAGUUGAAUGGGCUCCGAAGGGUGCUCCAGGGCCUGGAGGUCAAACUGCAGUCCCAGCUCUGCAUGAAAGCAUCCCUGGAGAAGAGCCUGGAGGAGACCAAAAACCGCUACUGCCUGCAGCUGUCCCAGAUCCAGGGGCUGAUCUGCAGCGUGGAGGAGCAGCUGGCCCAGCUGCGCUGCGAGAUGGAACAGCAGAGCCAGGAGUAAAAGAUGCUGCUGGACGUGAAGACGAGGCUGGAGCAGGAAAUUGCCACCUACCGCCGCCUGCUGGAGGGCGAGGACGCCCACCUCUCCUCCCAGCACCCAUCCGGCCAGGACUAUGUUUCCUGCGAAGGUAAGGCUCCUGAGGGUCCCGGAGCCGCCUUUGCCCACCCGCCGGCCUCACCACCUGAAGUCCUGGGUCCAGCCCCUGCUCGCCCCAGCUGUCUUCCCUCCCUCUCUGCUGGUGGUGGGCUAAUAAAGCUGACUUUCUGGUUGAUGCAUCAAUCCUGUGUGGUCUCCGUUCCUGAGCUGAUGGGAGGGGAAUUGGAGGUGCCUCCCAGGAAUCUUCUGGGACCUCACAGCCUGAGGGAUGCAGGAAAGAGCCAAGCUCAGAAGAGCUUGUAGGGUCUUCCUCGAAGA
Physeter macrocephalus (sperm whale) is the source of this 7488-nucleotide messenger RNA. Its product is annotated as keratin, type I cytoskeletal 16. Gene Ontology annotation, cellular component: cytoskeleton; keratin filament. Gene Ontology annotation, biological process: intermediate filament organization; epithelial cell differentiation. Gene Ontology annotation, molecular function: structural molecule activity. The record is from RefSeq and is a predicted model, not a curated record. NCBI's taxonomy places the organism in Eukaryota, Metazoa, Chordata, Mammalia, Artiodactyla, Physeteridae.